This is a messenger RNA of Alosa alosa (allis shad), 978 nucleotides long. Its product is annotated as leukotriene B4 receptor 1-like. Gene Ontology annotation, molecular function: G protein-coupled receptor activity. Lineage: Eukaryota; Metazoa; Chordata; Actinopteri; Clupeiformes; Clupeidae. Gene Ontology annotation, cellular component: membrane. The transcript has 2 exons. The record is from RefSeq and is a predicted model, not a curated record. Gene Ontology annotation, biological process: G protein-coupled receptor signaling pathway; immune response. The coding region runs from base 1 to 978 and encodes 325 amino acids.
AUGUCGUGGGAGCUGGUCGAUGUGGUGCCCAGUGUCAUCAUGGGAUUCUGCUGUCUUGUGGGCAUCCCCGGGAACAUAGUGGUGAUGGUGGUGAUCUCUCAGAAGUACCAGCCGGGCAACUUCUCCCUUCAGCUGAUGAUGAGCCUGGCGGUGUCGGACCUGCUGUCCCUCCUCUUCCUCCCCGCACUGAUCUACAACCUGAUGGCCAGCUGGAACCUGGGUGACAUCGCCUGCCGGUUGAUCUUCUUCAUCGUCCAAUUGGGCGUGUACGCCAGCGUGUUCAAUGUGACCUUGCUCAGUGUCCAGCGUUACCUCCAGGUGCUGCACACCCAGUGCUGGACCAGGCUGCAGGCGUCCGGGCAGUGGGCUCUGCUCGGGGCAAUCUGGGCCUUGGCCGCAGGCGUAUCCUUACCAAUCCUCUCAGUCAGGAACCUGAGGGACUCAAGCUGCAUUAUCAGUUACAAGAACGAUGCCCAGGAGAUAGCGAUUUUAAUAACUCAGACCAUGUUUGGAUUUAUGCUUCCGUUCACAACGCUGGUGUGCUUUUAUUUCUAUCUCCAGAAGCGCGUGAGCCAAAUGUUGUUUCUCCGGACUCGGCGGACGACACGACUGGUGACCAACAUAGUCGUGUCGUUCAGCGUUUUCUGGGUCCCGCUACACUUGUUUCACCUGCUGGCGCUGACUGCGAGGGCAGUUCAGUCGGAUGAUCUGACGGAGAUAUCAGGUCCACCCAGCCGAACUGUCAUUUGGUUAAGUUUGCUGACGACACAGUUCUUCUAUCGCUGCUCUCUGAGUCUUCACGAGUUUGUGGAGUGGUGCGAUAACAACCACCUGGAACUUAACAUCCGCAAGACCAAGGAGCUGGUAGUCACCUUCUCGAACAAACAGAGGGCCCUAGCUGAGGCGGUUACUACUACCAUCCAUGGAGAACCUGUAGAGUCAGUGGACGAAUAUAAAAUAUCUGGGCACAACCUUUGA